AUGGCUGAUCCAUUAUCCAUCGCAAGCGGCGUCGCUGGCCUUGUAUCCCUUGGCCUAACUAUCUGCAGCGGUCUUCACAAUUAUUUUAGCGCCGUGAAAGAUCGACACCGAGACAUCGAGACAGCCAGCCAAAGCCUUACACUUUUGCAGUCAAAUAUCUUCAUCAUCCAGACGAGCACACUGAAGCUCGGUCAGCGUCACGCCUUAUCCGCCAAUGGAGUCAAUCAAGGUCUGGCUAAUUGCGAGUCGCAGCUCAUGGCCCUGCAGCAGAUGAUGCUGGACCUUACCCGAGACGAGGGCCUGAGUGAUACGAAGGGAAGAUGGAGAAAGCAAAUGGUGGUAGCUCGAUAUCCGUUUGAUCAGAAGCGGUUGAUUCAACUUCAAGAUCAGCUAUCCAAGGCCAAUAUGACUUUGAGUACUUUUGUUCAAAUCUUCAAUCUUGAUGUCAACAUUGGCAUCAGCGAAGAUCUGCGGAUUUUAAAAAGCAGUAUUAAUACUAACGAUAACUUUACGCACAAUAUGUUGCACACAAUCUCCAGACAGCUUGAAAACAUCGGACCAGUUAUACAACGCACGGAUAUGGAAGUGACAACAAUAUCGGAACGAGUUCAACAGAACUGCCUCGCUUCUAGCAACUAUGUCUCGGACGCCGCAGUCAAAUCUCGAUAUCUGGAGAAUCAUCAGAAUGAAGCAUCAGAGUUGGGAAGGCUGAUCAGUCCAAGAUGUACUUGUUCCAACCUUGCGCCUAAUUCUAUUUAUCGAAGAUCAUCCUAUGUCAAUCAGUCAUGGAGAGGCUUGGUCAUCUCAAAGCAAGAGCAUAAACGAGAACGCCAUCGUCCUGGUUGCAUUUUCUUUAGUGCAUCACCCUGGACGUCAAAGACUACAUUCACGUAUCUCGGCCUUCGAUAUUGGGUAUCUCGAAUGCUGUCUAUAACACUGACUCGAGAAUACCCUGCUGGGGCAUAUAGUCUUUCCUUUGCGAUACAGCCGUGCAACGUUGUCCAAUCGAGUCCAGCAUUUGAAGCUAUUCAUCGCCUUGGACGAAGCUACCUUUAUAAUUUGUGGCGUUGCGAGGCUUUGUUUGGGGAGCCAUGGGCUUUUAAAAUCGCAAUGCAACAAUACCGUCGUUUCGACCUACGGAAAGAGACAUCGGCUUUGAUACUGAAGCUAAGGACUAUUUAUGCCUCAGGCUUAGCGUCGCCAUUUGAUGUAGACGCCUCUGGAAGUAACAUCGCCUAUGUAUCCCUAAGUUUUUAUCAAAGGCUGUUGGGACUUCGAACUUCAGAAGAUACACCGAGUCUCGAGGAUGUAUUCGAGUCCAUUUGCUCGCUUUUGUUGUAUAUGUUUGACGCUGGGGUUCCAAUCACAGCCAGCAAUAAUGAUAAAAAAACAAUUCUUGGAAACUUGUGUUGGCCUGAAUUCUUAGAGAAGCUUCCCCGACUGUACAAUUUCAUGGCCACCCUCGAUACAUCGCUCUGCGUCGAAAGCGUUGCCCAUACCGACCUAUGGCCUGCCAUCGCCGAUAGAGGAUCGAUUUCUGGGAUAUUGGAAGUUUGGGGCGAGUACCCGGAGAUCGCUGAAGCUUUUGGAUUUAAUGAAAUUUUCUGUGCAGUGAUGCAAAAAGACAAGAAAAAGCUCGAAGCUGUUCCAAUGGACGGCCAACUUCCUCGAGGCAUUCUAGAAACAGAUAUAUUGUUAUUCAAGCAUUUGCAGAAUCGGCGGCGACGACUACGCGACCUUUCUCUUGCAUUCCUACCGUCAGGAAUCCGAGACUGUUACGGAAUUGUCUUUGGGUCUCUUCCUGAUGCUACAGCAAAGCUACUUUGGGAAGAGCUACAAACAUGCUCGAUUAAAUCAAAAAGUGAGGAGUUCGAGAUUAAUCCAGGCCUCAAACCCUUUUGUCCGGGCCGAUACUCUGGAGGCCUAUUUGAUGAACCUCUUGCUCUACGAACAUGUUCGCUUGCCGAAGAGUUUGGAUUCAAAGUAUCAGAUGAGGGUGGCCUUCCACCAUUUUUUGCGCGCUUUAGACAGCGGCUUGUUUGCAUGAUGACCUCUAACAUUUGUGAUAUGAACGUGCUCUAUCUGGAUUGGCUGCUGAAGCAUGAUCUUAAUCAGGAGUAUUUGGCUCGUGGCUUCCAGACAUCGGUCCUUCAUGAUUUAGGAGAACGCAUGGGUCGGAAUCACCUUUUUACGUUUCUUCGCGAGCAUUCGACCAACAAUCAGCCUUGGAAAGCAAUCAGUCUGAUCGCCAAGAUAUGCAACAGCGAAAUGCAGUCCCACUUACCAUGUCCUUGUGUAUCAGGUGCCUAUAACAGACCGUUGGCUUGGUUAAUAUCUGGAUUCGCAAAGAGUUUGCCCAAAUAUUUUGGGGUUCUCGACAGUAUUAGAAGCAUGCGCAAUUUCGCUGGUCGAAUCGAAAAAUCAAUAAUUAAGGUUGACAAGUCAUAUCUAGCUAGAUGCGCUACCCACAUAAUGACAAUAGACUUGCUAGGCAUCAGACACAUUGGGCCCUGUCCUAAGAGCAGCUCGAUAUGGAAUAUCAGAGUAUCAGCUGACGAGGAUGAAUGGGCAGAAUUAUUGGACGAGGACAGGCUUUUAUGGAAGAAGGUUGAUGAUCUCGAUGAAGACUUUAAAAGACAGUUCCAAUGCCGGAACCAGACGGUGGCAGACUUUAUAGGAGGUUACUAUACUGAGAGAAUGCUGGAAGUGCUGGAAGAAGUGCAUGAAUCACCGACGAGUGAUCAUCGGACCGGAUUAGUGGCUGCAGGGGUGGCCCUAGUAGAUCUGGAAGAGAGUAGCUUUGGCCUGAGGUUGUAUGGGGUGACGAAAGAUGAAGAUUUUUAUUAUGAAGACAGCGACAGUGGCGAGUAA
Fusarium fujikuroi IMI 58289 is the source of this 2871-nucleotide messenger RNA. RefSeq lists its product as uncharacterized. The record is from RefSeq and is a predicted model, not a curated record. The transcript has 7 exons. The coding region runs from base 1 to 2871 and encodes 956 amino acids. NCBI's taxonomy places the organism in Eukaryota, Fungi, Ascomycota, Sordariomycetes, Hypocreales, Nectriaceae.